AUGAAUUGGGAAGACAUCUUAUGUGCCAUAUUUUGCUCUUUAUUCUUUGCAGUAGUUGCAGCCUCGGAGCUGUUUUCACCCUUCUCCUUCAACAAAUAUGAGCUAGAGCAUUACAAAAACGAGAUCCGCUCUCUCUUCUAUCAUGGAUACGACCAAUACCUACAGCAUGGAUAUCCAUUUGAUGAGGUCAGGCCCAUAUCAUGCGUCCCCAACAAGCGAAACUUUCAAGAUCCCUACGACAUCAGUACGAAUGAUGUCCUAGGCAACUUCACGACCACGCUUAUUGACUCAUUGACUACCAUUGCAGUCAUGGGAGACGUAGACAAAUUCCUGGAGGGAGUAGAGCUGGUGAACAAGGUAAUACCUGCAGAUUUUUCACUAAAUGUCACGGUGCAGGUGUUUGAGACGACGAUCAGGCUUGUUGCCGGCCUCAUGUCAGCGCAUUUAUAUGCUGUGGACCCCACCAAGAAAGUUUACCUCGGCUCGCAAUAUGAUGGCCACCUGCUCGCCAAGGCAAAGAAGCUAGCGGACCGACUACUUCCGGCCUAUUUAACAGAAACUGGUCUACCCGUUCCACGCGUUAACCUAGCUAACGGGCUGGAAGGAGUUCCGGAAGAGCUACUGCAAGAAAACAAUGCUGCUGCAAGCGCCUCACCGAUGCUUGAGUUCACAAUGCUUUCGUAUCUGACGUUUGAUGAAAAGUAUCGGCUGAUCGCUCGGUAUGCCUUUAACAAGACCUGGUCGCUUCGGAGUGACCUCAACCUUCUCCCAAUGUCUUUUAAUCCGCAUACGGAAGAUGUCUAUCAUCCUAUGACUGGUGUUGGGGCUUCAAUUGACUCCUUCUACGAAUAUGCCAUAAAAGGCUCCAUUCUUUUUGACGACUCUGAUCUCCAUAGUGUAUGGGAAACGGCAUAUUAUGCUUUAUCCGUCUAUUCGAAAUCUGAUUGGUUCUUUCAGAACGUCCAUACUGCAACCGGUGAUAUUGUAACGCCCUGGAUCGAUUCCCUGAGCAUGUUUUUCCCUAUGCUGCAGGUUUUACAUGGUGACAUUGCGGAUGCCGAACUAAAGAACCUUAUGUCUUUGAAACUCUGGAACACUUACGGCGGAAUUCCUGAACGCUGGCUAUUCACUACUCUCUACAAGAAACAGCAAGUUACCGUAAAUGAUACCGUGCAGCUCGAGUGGUAUCCUUUACGGCCAGAGUUUGUAGAAUCAACCUAUUCCCUUUACAGGGCCACUAAAGACGCAUUUUAUCUGAAUAUCGGACGAAGCAUCCUCCAGGCUCUAUCAACGCGCUUUAAAACGAAAUGUGGGUUUGCGGGCAUACAAAACGUCAUAACGGGAGAGCCACAUGAUAGGAUGGAAUCGUUCGUUUUGGGCGAGACCUUAAAAUAUCUCUAUCUCCUCUUUGACGUAUCCAAUGAAUUGCAUACACAAAAACGCACUAACCAAAUAUUUAGCACUGAGGCGCAUCCACUGUGGUUGACUGCCUCGAUGAAGGCUCGCUACGAAAAGAACAAGUACUGUGAAAACGACGUGUAUAUACAGAACUUGCGUCGCCUACAGGAGCUUGACCAGCUGAAAAGCCGUGCCAAUUCAUCCACUGCAGAGGAAGCCAUGAUACCAGCUCCAGAUUUCAAAACAGAAGACUCCGAGGAGUCUUUGAAGGACCGCGUUGCAGCGCCAAUACUAGAGGCCUCACACGUAGAAUACGACCACGUUCGUGGAACAUGCAGACCUCUCCGCCGCAACAAAUCCGCCUUCUAUGACUCGCACCUGCUGAACCAUUUCCACCGCCUCUUUGAGAUCGACUACCGUUACAAUGUCACGCUGCUGCGUCCGCACUGGAUGCGAAGCCAGCACGCGAUAGAGCUGGAGAGCGGGUUUUAUCGCCGCUGGAGCACGGCUGCCGCACAGUCGCAGCUGGCCACGAAUACGGUCUCGCUAGAGCUCAUUUUGGAUGGCGCAAACCGCCCGCUCUUUCCCCCGCAGUCGACCCGUGACUGUUUCUACCGCUACUUUCCAGCCUUGCGAUGCUCCCGCCUCCGGGUCGAGCGCAUCACCCCCAACGCCACAUCAUCCUACGGGCUGCAAGUCGCGCCGGCAGCUUUCUGCGGCCUGUCCUACGAAAGCAUCGCCGGGCCCGCCUGCGACCGUAGCCUUCCCGAAUUUCUGCUGCUUACCGCCGUGGACGGCCAGGCCAUCGCACAAGAGGAAGUGGUUCUCGUGGACUACGAAGAUCUUUUCGGGCCUCACGCCCUGCAUCUGAAACACGUACUCGGCUACAAUGCGCAGCACCAACUCCUGCUCAACUGCGUUCCUGUCGUGAACGUCUACGUUCAGUGGAGCGGCCACGCCGCCAAGGCGCACUUUGGCAGCUGCCGAACUGCUGCCUUACAUAAUCCAGCCCAAGAUUUUCAAUGCAGCCCUUUACAUAACCGGAUAGAUUGA
Molecule: messenger RNA, 2451 nt
Organism: Eremothecium gossypii ATCC 10895
Lineage: Eukaryota; Fungi; Ascomycota; Saccharomycetes; Saccharomycetales; Saccharomycetaceae
Gene: MNL1
Product: alpha-1,2-mannosidase MNL1
Exons: 1
Coding region: 1-2451 (816 amino acids)
Biological process (GO): carbohydrate metabolic process; endoplasmic reticulum mannose trimming; mannose trimming involved in glycoprotein ERAD pathway
Cellular component (GO): endoplasmic reticulum; membrane
Molecular function (GO): mannosyl-oligosaccharide 1,2-alpha-mannosidase activity; calcium ion binding
Source: RefSeq, marked provisional